Molecule: messenger RNA, 1665 nt
Organism: Abrus precatorius (Indian licorice)
Lineage: Eukaryota; Viridiplantae; Streptophyta; Magnoliopsida; Fabales; Fabaceae
Product: WRKY transcription factor 42-like
Exons: 6
Coding region: 122-1429 (435 amino acids)
Biological process (GO): regulation of DNA-templated transcription
Molecular function (GO): DNA-binding transcription factor activity; sequence-specific DNA binding
Source: RefSeq, a predicted model, not a curated record
UAGCGUGGAAGUGAGACAUAUUUCACUCUUGGAACACCAGCUAUAUAUAGACAUAGAUAUAGAUAUAGAUGCAUAUACAUCUUAUAUCGCCAACCAAGUAGUAGUAACCAGCAAAGUAGCUAUGGAAGAAAAAGUUGGAAUAAAAAAAUUGCUGGAAGAUGAGGAAAGGCCAUGUGAUAAACUCUCCGUCCAUAAUUCUAUGGGAUCUACUCUUCUCAGCUUGAGCCUGAAUAACUCAGAGCAGAAAACCCAUCGAAUUGAAGGACAGUCCCAAACCCAAAUGGGCAUGCUGCGAAUCAAGCUUGAGGAAGCAAAGAAGGAGAAUGAGAUUUUAAGAGCUAUGCUACAUCAGGUCAAUGAGCACUGCACCACUCUUCAAAAUCGCAUACUUUUGGCUAUGCAGCAGCAUCAACUAUCUUCAGCAUCACCUCGAAAUAGUAAUCAUGACUUGCAGAGAGAUCGAGAAGGUGCAGAGAAAGCUAUGUUCACACGGCAGUUCUUGAAUAUUGGUGAGAAGAAAGUGGGAAGAAACAUUGUGGAUGAUGAGUACAAUGUUGAAGGUGAAAUCAACAGCCAAAUAACAUCUAAAGAACCAAAACGCUCAGAAGAUCAAGCAUCUGAGGUUCCUUGCAGGAAAGCUAGAGUGUCCAUAAGAGCACGAUCAGAUUUUUCUAUGAUGGGCGAUGGAUGUCAAUGGAGAAAGUAUGGACAAAAGACAGCAAAGGGAAACCCUUGCCCCCGAGCCUACUAUCGUUGCAGCAUGGGAACUGCAUGUCCAGUUCGUAAGCAGGUGCAAAGGUGUUUCAAGGAUGAGACUGUUCUCAUCACAACCUAUGAAGGGAACCAUAACCAUCCACUCCCACCAGCAGCCAGACCAAUGGCAAGCUCAACAUCAGCAGCAUUGAACACGUUUCUUUCUGGCUCAAUCACAAGUUCACAUACCAUCAGCACCCUAUCAAACUCACACCUCUUCUCUUCAUUGUCUAGUAUUUCACCAACAGCUUUAGCUACUUUCUCCCCAUCUGCAACAUGUCCCACAGUAACACUGGACUUAACCCAACCUACUACCAAUAACUAUCUCCAAUUCCAAAGAGCCACCACUUCACAUGAUCAAAGACAAUCAUUUUUCCCUUUACCACUAGAUGGUCACCCUCAAACAUAUGAGGAGUUACACUUGUGUUCCAAGCUUCCAACCUUUAUAACCCCAGAGAAAAGCCUUGCUUUGGUGGAUGUAGUGAGUGAAGUUAUGGUCAAAGAUCCUUCUCUGAAGGCAGCAUUGUUUGCAGCCAUUUCCUCACUCACUGGAGAUCAUCCUCACAACAAUAACAUCAAUAACAACAACCAAGAUAAUAAAAGUAGUGGUCACGACCCUUGUUCAAAGAUGCCCGCAAUACCACGUCAUCAUCCUUACACUACCCAGUUGAUUUAGAGUUAAUCAAAUAUAUAGUUGUCAAAUUAAUAAAUUACAUAGCAAACAGAAGAGGUGAACAAGUUAUAUGUGUAAGAGGUAAGUUUUAUGAGAAAUCAAACAUAUCCCAUUUUAACUGGUUCAUUUUCGUUAGUAAUUACUUUGUAAAAUAAAUUAAUAGACCGAAGUUUUGGUUGUUGGUCAUGUAAUUAUAUGCUCAAAUGUUAUAUAAUACAGUGAAUGGAUAUCUUGAUUGG